Gopherus flavomarginatus (Mexican gopher tortoise) is the source of this 1304-nucleotide messenger RNA. RefSeq lists its product as uncharacterized. The record is from RefSeq and is a predicted model, not a curated record. The coding region runs from base 208 to 900 and encodes 230 amino acids. The transcript has 2 exons. NCBI's taxonomy places the organism in Eukaryota, Metazoa, Chordata, Testudines, Testudinidae.
AGGCCACAGCAGGGACUCAGUGCAGUGCAGAGUGAAAGUGAAGGAGCUCAGACAAGCCUACCAGAAAACCAAAGCAGCAAAGGGAAGAUCAGGGUCAGGGCCAAAAUCAUGCCGCUUCUAUGCUGAGCUGCAUGCAGUUUUAGGGGGCUGCGCCACCACUACCCCCCCUUGUCCGUGGAUUCCGAGGUGGGGGUUAUAAUCUCAACCAUGGAUGAGGAUUCAGCGGAGGGGGAAGAUGAGGAGGAAGAGGAGGAAGAGCUUGCAGAGAGCACACAGCACUCCAUUCUCCCCAACAGCCAGGAGCUUUUUGUGACCCAGACGGAAUUACCCUCCCAGCCCUCCCAAGCCACUAGCCCAGAUAGUGAAGCCAUGGAAGCGACCUCUGCUGCACAUUUUUCAAGCCUCCCUACUUCAUCCCGAAGGCUAGCUCAGAUAAGGCGGAGGAAGAAGAGAACGCGAGAUGAAAUGUUCUCAGAAAUCAUGGAAGUAACCCGCAAUGAAAGAGCUCAUCUGAAGGAGUGGAAGGACAUGGUAGCAAAGUACAGGAAAGAUGCCAGUGAACGUGAGGAUAGGAGGGACCAACGUGAGGAUAGGAGGGACGAACGUGAGGAUAGGAGAGACGCUCGAGAUGAGAGGUGUAGGCAGGAAGAUCAGCGGUGGCGGGAUGCAAUGCUGGAGCUGCUGCAUGAUCAAACUGACAUCCUCCGACGUCUGGUGGAUCUUCAGGAGGAGCAAUGGGGUCACAGAGUGCUGCUGCAGCCCAUAUUUAACCACCCUCAGUACUCACCAUGUUCCAUGUCUUCCUCACCCAGAUAUGUAAGAACGCGUGGGGGAAGGCUUUGUGCACCAGCCCACUCCACCCCUGUGGACAGUCCAACCAAAAGGCUGUCAUUACACUGAAAUGUGCUUAAUGGCCUUUUCCUUCCCUCCUAUCCUCCUCCCAAACCACUCCCGGGAUACCUUGUUAAUUAACUUCCUCUUUUUAUAAUUACAUGCUUUUUAAACGAAGGGGGAGGGUGGGUUUCUUACAGGGAAUGACUUUUAAUAAAGAAUACAUGCUUUUUAAACGAUAGUGACUUUAUUUCCUUAGGCAAGCUGUAAUCGAAGGGGGAGGGUGGGUUGCUUACAGGAGGAGUCAAUAAAGGGGAGGAGGUUCAUGAAGGGGAAACAAACACAGCAGUCACACCGUACCCUGGCCCAUGAUGAAACUCGUUUUCAAGGCUUCUCUGAUGCGCACCACUUCCUGGUGAGCUCUUCUAAUCGCCCUGGUGUCUGGCUGUGAGUAAUCAGCGGCCAGGUGAUUU